This is a messenger RNA of Acanthosepion pharaonis, 2559 nucleotides long. NCBI's taxonomy places the organism in Eukaryota, Metazoa, Mollusca, Cephalopoda, Sepiida, Sepiidae. The record is from the annotation of a GenBank genome assembly.
AUGGUGGCGGAAAAACCGUCACUGGCCGCUUCCCUGGCUAAAAUUUUAUCCAAUGGAAGCAUGACCACUCGGAAAGGCUCGAAUGGAGCGUGUUCUGUCCACGAAUAUCGUGGCAAAUUCCAGGGAGAACCGGCUUUCUUUAAAUUCACGUCGGUUUGCGGCCAUGUCAUGACGCUGGACUUCACGGGAAAGUACAAUAAUUGGGAUAAAGUCGACCCGGUGGAGUUAUUUUCAGCACCAACUCUUAAGAAGGAAGCCUCUCCCAAUUUACAUAUGCCAGAUUUCCUUAGAAGAGAGGCCAAAGGGAUUGAUGUUCUGGUUUUGUGGUUGGAUUGUGAUAAAGAAGGAGAAAAUAUUUGCUUUGAAGUCAUUGAUGCUGUGAGGUCACACUUGAAACGCAUUUGUGAUCAGACAGUUUACCGUGCUCGAUUCAGUGCCAUCACUGAAACGGAUGUAAAACGUGCUAUGAAUAGUCUUGCUCACCCAAAUGAGAAUGAGGCCAUGUCUGUAGAUGCUCGGCAGGAACUCGACCUUAGAAUUGGAUGUGCCUUUACCCGAUACCAAACCAAAUUCUUUCAGGGCAAAUAUGGUAACCUGGACAGUACUUUGGUAUCCUAUGGCCCAUGUCAAUCUCCCACUUUGGGAUUUUGUGUGGAGAGACAUGACAAAAUUCAAUCCUUCAAACCAGAAUCUUAUUGGGUCAUUAAUGUACAGGUAGCUCACCCUGAUGGCAAAACAAUCCCAGUUGAAUGGGAUCGUAGCAGGGUCUUUGAUAAAGAAGUUGUGCAGAUGUUUCUAGGAAUGAUUAAAGCUGCAGACUCAGCUAGAGUGACUGACGUGGUGAAAAAGGAAAAAACAAAGCCCCGUCCACAAGCACUGAACACAGUAGAAAUGCUGAGGAUUGCCAGUUCCUCAUUAGGUAUGAGCCCUCACCACACAAUGCAAGUUGCUGAAAGACUUUAUACUCAGGGUUAUAUCAGUUACCCCAGGACAGAGACUACUCAUUACCCAGAAAAUUUUGAUUUAAUGGGAACUUUACGGCAACAAACCAACAAUUCUUCCUGGGGACCUUUUGUAAAGGAAUUACUCAAGCAGGGAAACCAGAAACCACGGAAGGGUGUUGAUGCUGGUGAUCAUCCCCCCAUCACCCCAAUGAAAGGAGCAAGUGAAAGUGAAUUGGGCCAUGAAGCAUGGAAACUCUAUGAAUACAUCACACAACAUUUCAUUGCAACUGUGUCUCCCGAUUGUCGAUAUAUGCAAACAACAGUCUAUUUUGACAUUGGUAAAGAGAAAUUUUUAUGCACUGGCAAAAUUCUCACAGAUCCUGGUUACACUUCUGUCAUGACCUGGCAAGCAAUUAGUGACGAUGAAGAUAUUCCUCCUUUCACCAAAGGACAGACAUGUAACAUUGCUGACGUGCGUCUCGGUGAACGUCAAACAGGACCUCCUGACUAUUUAACAGAGAGUGAGCUCAUCACUUUGAUGGAGAAACAUGGUAUUGGUACUGAUGCCAGUAUACCUGUUCACAUCAACAACAUUUGUGAAAGGAAUUAUGUCACAAUUGUUUCUGGACGCAAACUGAAGCCAACAACUCUGGGAAUUGUUCUCGUUCAUGGCUACCAAAAGAUUGAUGCAGAUCUUGUUCUUCCAACUAUGCGAUCAGCAAUGGAACAGCAACUCAACCUGAUUGCAAUUGGCAAAGCUAACUACCAUGCUGUACUUGAACAUGCUCUGGAGAUUUUUCUUCUCAAGUUCAAAUAUUUUGUCAACAAUAUCAGUGGCAUGGAUGAACUCUUUGAAGUUUCCUUCUCUCCUCUAGCCUCAACAGGCAAGCCUAUGUCCCGCUGUGGAAAAUGUCGCCGUUACAUGAAAUUAAUCCAAGCAAAGCCAAGUCGUUUACAUUGUUCAAAUUGUGAUGAGACAUAUUCCUUACCACAAAAUGGUGGCAUCAAACUUUAUCAAGAACUUAAAUGUCCUUUAGAUGAUUAUGAAUUAGUUUUGUGGACAACAGGGACCAAAGGAAAGAGUUAUCCAUUGUGCCCUUAUUGCUAUAAUAAUCCUCCUUUCAAAGAUAUGCGUAAAGGAAUGGGUUGCAACGAAUGUACCCACCCAACCUGCCAACAUGCAUUCUCCCAGAAUGGUGUUGCAGAAUGCCUUGAAUGUAGCCAAGGCAUUUUGGUACUGGAUCAAUCAUCAGCACCCAAAUGGCGUAUGGCUUGUAAUAAAUGUAAUCUUGUGAUUAAUCUCCUUGAAGGAGCUUACAAAGUCACAUUAAAAGAUGAUGACUGUGAAGAAUGUGGAGCCUCCAUCAUCCAUGUGGAUUAUGGCAAGAACAAAUCUCCUUUACCUGAUGGUGCUACAGACUGUACUGGGUGUGUGUUCUGUGAUGCUACUUUCAAGCCAUUGGUUGAAAUGCAUCAUGCCAUGGCCCCAAAGAUGCGACGCUCUGCAGGUCGAGGUGGAGGUGCUGGUCGAGGUAGAGGCCGUGGGCGUGGUCGUAGUCGAGCCAAGAACAAACCGAAAGACAAAAUGGCUCAACUAGCAGCUUAUUUUGUGUAG